Messenger RNA from Bipolaris maydis ATCC 48331, 279 nucleotides. RefSeq lists its product as uncharacterized. NCBI's taxonomy places the organism in Eukaryota, Fungi, Ascomycota, Dothideomycetes, Pleosporales, Pleosporaceae. The record is from RefSeq and is a predicted model, not a curated record.
CACCCUUCGCUUCCUUCCAUCAACCUCGUCCACCAUCUGCGCGAGGCCCGACCUGCAGUACGCUACACGGUGUAUGCUGGCCUGGGACUCAUGGCAACCGUCGAGUCUACCUUUUGGUUCCACGUUCUGCGGGCCAAGUUCUUCCCCCGAGCCACCCAAGCAGACCGGCAGCGAGAUGAUGAACUGCUUGACAGCUUCAAGAGCGCCAUUGCGGGCGUCCGACAAGCGUGGAUGGGCAACUACCAAAGGUACUAUGGAGCCCAUCUAUGGGGUCUGGGC